CUUUUCAUUGUUAUUCAUAUCAAUAUGACGGCAUCGAAUCUUUUACUGCAAUGUUUGCUGGGAAUGCAGUGUAAGGAUUUCGUGAUAGUUGCCGCUGAUCAGAACUGUACCCAGAGCAUUUUAGUCAUGAAGGAUGACGAAGACAAGCUCAUACAACUAUCGGAUCAGCUUCUAAUGGGCGUGAAUGGGGACAUGGGUGACGUAGGCCAGUUCAGCCAGUUCGUCUCCAAGAACCUGAAGCUGUACACCAUGAGGAACGGGUACCAGCUGGAUACCGCGGCGGCUGUGCAUUUCACAAGGGUCAAUAUGGCAGAGAUGUUGCGGGCUGGGAAUCCCUACAUACUAAAUCUUCUGAUCGCUGGUUACGACGACAAGGAAGGUGGUCAACUCUACUCCAUGGACUUCUUGGCUUCCUGCGUGAGGCUACCGUUCGCUGCCCACGGGUUUGGAGGGCUCAUAAGCAUCAGCAUUUUGAACCAAUAUUAUAAACCAAAUCUAACAGAAAUAGAAGCGUACGAGAUUAUAAAGCGGUGUGUACAGGAAAUACAUCGCCGGCUGUUCAUGAAUCUGCCCAACUUUGGAGUGAAAUCUAUAUCUAAAGAUGGCCUCAAAACAUUACCAACUAUUAGCCCCGCUUCCUUUAUGGGAAAGUGAUUAUUUAAACUGCAUUUUAUAGUGUUUUUUAUAGCUGGAAAUAGCUUCUUUCACAGGACGUAUUUUAUGUAUUGUUAGCCUCCUUGGUACAGUGGUUGACGCGUGAGCGUAGCACCGAGGGGUCCUGGGUUCGAUUCCCGGUGGAGACGAAGUAAAAAAAGUCUCGGUCUGGUAGCACACAGAAGGCUGAUCACCUAUUUGUCCCUAAAAGCAAAUCGUUCAGUGAAACAGAUGUAUAAUGCAUCUGCCCCUUACCCCACUAGGGGACAUGGGACUUUACUUUUUAUUCUGUAUAACUGUUAGUUAAUAUGACAACGUAAGAAAACAAAAUAUAUAACUACUAUUAGUUACUUCAUCUGCAAGUCAUGAAACUAUUCCUUACUGUCUUUUACGUUUUUUAUUGUCUUAUAUGU
Molecule: messenger RNA, 1067 nt
Organism: Colias croceus (clouded yellow)
Lineage: Eukaryota; Metazoa; Arthropoda; Insecta; Lepidoptera; Pieridae
Product: proteasome subunit beta type-2-like
Exons: 4
Biological process (GO): proteasomal protein catabolic process
Cellular component (GO): proteasome core complex
Source: RefSeq, a predicted model, not a curated record